AUGACUGCCGCCACCGCAAACGAAAAGCCUCUUCAACAACUGGACAACAACCUAUCAAGCUCGAUUCCCGACAGCAACAGCACCGAAAGCCACGAUGAUGCGGCACAGCACGACGCGUCCGACCCGGGGCCUCCUCCGGACGGAGGCUUCCAGGCGUGGUCUCAAACUGUCGUCGCUCAUCUGGUCAUGUUCAACUCUUGGGGAUACAUCAAUUCCUUCGGGUUCUUCCAGUCUUACUACGUCUCUGCGCUAGAAGUUUCCCCCUCCGCAAUCUCAUGGGUCGGCUCAGUUCAAAUUUUCCUCAUCUUUUUCGUCGGCACCUUCUCAGGGCGCGCAACCGACGCUGGGCACUACCGAAAGGUGCUAGUGGCCGGACUCUUCCUUCAACUUCUUGGAGUGUUCAUGACGUCGUUGUCGACAAAGUACUGGCAGUUAUUUCUCGCCCAAGGAAUCUGUACAGGGCUUGGCGAUGGACUGACGUUUUGCCCGACGAUUGCGCUUCUAGCGACGUAUUUCGUCAAGAGACGAUCGAUGGCUAUUGCCAUAAACGCCUCGGGUGCCGGCAGUGGCGGAAUAUUCUUCCCUCUGAUUGCCCAACAAUUACUACCUAAAAUUGGAUUUGGCUGGACGGUCAGGGUCAUGGGAUUCGUGAUGCUGUUCAACACAGUCAUCAUUCUCGCUUUGGCUAGAACGAGACUGCCUCCAAGGAAAUUGGGACCAAUCGUUGAAUGGUCAAGUUUCAAAGAACUUCCUUAUGCAUUAUUUUGCGUUGGGAUGUUUCUCAGCUUCUGGGCAAUCUUCUUCGCGUUCUACUACGUCCCGACGUACGGCCGAACGGUGAUUGGUGUCUCCUCCACGACCUCGUUAACGCUUCUGCUUGUUAUGAAUGCAGUUGGUAUACCAGCACGUAUCCUUCUAGCUGUGCUGUCGGACAAGUUUAUUGGUCCAAUGAGAACGUUGAUUUUGACCACGUUUUUCUCGGGACUCCUACUCUAUUGCUGGGUUUCAGUCAACUCAGAGGGCCGACUAUUUGCGUUCUGCAUCAUCUAUGGAUCUUUCGCUGGAGGGGUUCAGAGUGUUUUUCCAGCGGCCUGCUCCGGGUUGACAACGGACUUGAAGAAAAUGGGUAUGAGAACAGGAAUGGUAUUCACUGUCGUUUCCGUCGCUUGUCUGACAGGUCCUCCCCUGGCUGGUGCACUCAUUGAGAGGGGCAAUGGCGACUUCCUGUACGCGCAAGUCUUUGGGGGAUCUGCUCUCAUGGGAGGGACUUUGGUUCUGCUCGCGGUUGCAAUCUCAAAUGGCGCCAUCUCUUUGCCUCACUUGCGCAAGUAG
Colletotrichum gloeosporioides is the source of this 1332-nucleotide messenger RNA. Its product is annotated as Aspyridones efflux protein apdF. The coding region runs from base 1 to 1332 and encodes 443 amino acids. Gene Ontology annotation, biological process: transmembrane transport. The transcript is spliced from 2 exons. Gene Ontology annotation, molecular function: transmembrane transporter activity. The record is from RefSeq and is a predicted model, not a curated record. NCBI's taxonomy places the organism in Eukaryota, Fungi, Ascomycota, Sordariomycetes, Glomerellales, Glomerellaceae. Gene Ontology annotation, cellular component: fungal-type vacuole membrane.